Molecule: messenger RNA, 240 nt
Organism: Helobdella robusta
Lineage: Eukaryota; Metazoa; Annelida; Clitellata; Rhynchobdellida; Glossiphoniidae
Exons: 1
Cellular component (GO): nucleosome
Molecular function (GO): structural constituent of chromatin; DNA binding; protein heterodimerization activity
Source: RefSeq, a predicted model, not a curated record
AUGGCAAGAACCAAGCAGACGGCUCGCAAGUCAACCGGUGGCAAGGCACCUCGCAAGCAGCUGGCCACGAAGGCUGCCAGAAAAAGCGCUCCGGCUACCGGAGGUGUCAAAAAACCUCAUCGUUACAGGCCUGGUACAGUGGCUCUCAGAGAAAUCAGGCGCUACCAGAAAAGCACCGAGCUGCUCAUCAGAAAACUGCCCUUUCAAAGACUCGUUCGUGAGAUAGCUCAGGAUUUCAAG